Mesocestoides corti is the source of this 870-nucleotide messenger RNA. The record is from the annotation of a GenBank genome assembly. NCBI's taxonomy places the organism in Eukaryota, Metazoa, Platyhelminthes, Cestoda, Cyclophyllidea, Mesocestoididae.
AUGAUCGCCAAGGGCGAAAAGCCAAAAUCACCUGCAAUGGAGCCGCGAAAUAACUACUGCUUCGAAUACCUCGUGACAAAAGCCAAAAUGCCGCGUCAGCGCACAUGCUGUCCAUUCAUGCAAAGAACGCUUUAUCGGGUGGCGCGAAAUCUCGCUCGGCUGGACCUCGGCUUCACGUGCCCCGACCUCGAGAGCAGCCAGGUGUCGAGUUCGGCGUCAAUCAAGAGAACGUCGUCUCUAUCACCAAGGUCACACAAUAAAAGAGCCUUAGAAGAAAAAGAAGAAAAAGACGACGAAGGUAGGAUCAGUUCGGGAGGUGUUCUGAGUCGACUAAUUCGAGGUACCAUAGGAAGAAAAGAGUUUCCCUUGGGACCCUACGAUAGCCUCUCCUCGAUUCCUCCCUUGAAGUUCACCGAUAACGACACCGUUUGUGAGCAAGAGAUCUCCAGAAAUGCAGAUAUCAAAGUUGGACAGAAUUCUGUGGAACAGGCGUACCAGCCACCACCACUACCUCCACCCGCGCAGCCCAUCAAGCAUCACCAACCACCACUCCAUCUUCCUCCUGGAAUAAAAUGUUGGGCGAGGGAGACCGAGGAGGGAGAUGCUCGUCCGCGAAAUCAGGCCAUCGACCAAGGAAACCCAUCGUCAGUGUCAGCGUCUGCGUCCGUCAUCCCACCAUUUUCUGUCCGGGAACCUGUCGAAAAACAGGUCCAAAAUUGGCUGGAGAGUACAUCAGAUGAGUAUGACAUUCUCUUAAAGCGUGGAGAGACGACAGACAUAACCCUUAGACUGGCGGCGUCAUGCAACAGUGAUAAACAGGACAUUUUCGACGUCAUAUCAACUGAGCAGGGUUUUGGCGUUAAGUCCUAA